Gregarina niphandrodes is the source of this 957-nucleotide messenger RNA. RefSeq lists its product as hypothetical. Bases 1 to 957 code for a protein of 318 amino acids. The record is from RefSeq and is a predicted model, not a curated record. The transcript has a single exon. NCBI's taxonomy places the organism in Eukaryota, Apicomplexa, Conoidasida, Eugregarinorida, Gregarinidae.
AUGGCGAGCAUGAGCGAAUUGCGCGAGGCUCUGUUUAAAACCUACAAGGCACUUGAGCCCUCUGGUGACUACACGUCGUUCUUCUGGAAGGGCAUCUGUCGUCCGAUGUUGGGGAUAAGCUGGGAGGACAAGGUGGCAGUCAAGAGGAACAGACGCGGUGGCGUUGGAAAUUUCGUGUGCGAUCGGUGCAAACCCGGUGAAGUGAUGAGCCUGCCUGUGCCCAGCAAGGUGACCACGAACGUGCUGAGUCAACAUCCCAACAUGCAAGACUUCAUUCCUGACGAUCACCACCUACCACUUAAGGACUGGGUCGUGCUCGGGCCGGACGGCGAGGCUUACACGCCCCGCGGCCAGUGGCCGCCGCUAGAGACCGUGAAGGGGACCUGGAAGAGGAUCACCAGGAUGAGCGAGAGGGAGUUGGGCCGGAAAUCCCGGGAUGAAGGCCUCGUGACAUCCAUACCCUGGGUCAGCACUUGGCACCCCGUCAACAUUUUUAGCGGGCCACUACCUGGCUUCUUUACAUCCGAAGACGAGGCUGGCAACUUGAUGGCGGACCAGAUGGACAGACACAUCUCGCGCUGGCGCGUCGUCAAUCUCGACGACCUCGUCAAGUCUUACCGGCUCUCGACGCAGGUAAUUUCUCAGCUCGAGUGCGACGCCCACGAGAUCACAAAAAGAUGCGAUAUACUUUGCCCCCACCCUUACGAACACUAUAUCGGCGAGUACGCACAAGCCUACGUUGUGCUCGAGUUCAGCCCUAGAGGCGAAAGGUCCAGACUGCGGCUUGCUACCACCCCUUGCUGCCUUUUCGAAUACACGACUAUGUCCUCAUUUGAGGCUGCCCGCAGAGGAGCAGCCUUCUGGAACCAAGUGCGAGCCGAUGCAGGCUCUGCCAACGACGUCGACUACGUCCCCUACUCCGCAGUCAGGGACGGAGUGGGUAACUCCAAUAAGUGA